Argentina anserina (silverweed cinquefoil) is the source of this 2409-nucleotide messenger RNA. RefSeq names its product F-box/LRR-repeat protein 3-like. Gene Ontology annotation, molecular function: protein binding. The transcript has 8 exons. Gene Ontology annotation, biological process: SCF-dependent proteasomal ubiquitin-dependent protein catabolic process. Gene Ontology annotation, cellular component: SCF ubiquitin ligase complex. NCBI's taxonomy places the organism in Eukaryota, Viridiplantae, Streptophyta, Magnoliopsida, Rosales, Rosaceae. Bases 133 to 2169 code for a protein of 678 amino acids. The record is from RefSeq and is a predicted model, not a curated record.
CCAGAAUUUCCUACACACGGUUACCUCAAAUCCUCAUAAAACCCAUUCUCCCAUAUUUAAACAAAUACCUCUCCAAAGUCCAAACUCUCAUUUUCCUCAUACCACAAUCCCAACAAUCAAUCCACAAAGAAAAUGGCAACACCAGAGCUUAAACUCCCUCCUCCCCUUCAUCAACCCAUGAAGACCCAAAAGACCAUUCCCGACACAAACUUGUUCCAUUUCCUCUCAGACGAAAUCAUCUUCAUAAUCCUCGACUUCCUCAACUCAAGCCCAACUGACAGAAAGUCCUUCUCUCUUGUCUCCAAGUCCUUCUACUCCCUAGAAUCCAAACACCGCCGCACCCUCACCCCUCUCCGCUCCGACCACCUCCCCACCAUCCUCGCUCGCUACCCUUCUCUCACGCGCCUCGAUCUCACUCUCUGCCCACGUGUCACCGAUGCCAACCUCGUCACAAUCUCCAGUGCGUGCAACUCCACCCUCCAAAGCAUCGAUCUUUCCGAGUCCAACUACUUCUCCGGAACAGGGCUUCUCAGCUUGUCUUUGAACUGCAAACAUCUGAUCGAGAUUGACAUAUCCAAUGCGACCGAACUCAAAGACUCGGCUGCUGCGGCUCUGGCUCAAGCCAAGAACUUGGAGAAGCUCAAGUUAGGAAGGUGCAAGCAGAUUACAGACAUGGGUGUGGGAUGCAUAGCAGUAGGCUGUAGAAAGCUCAAGCUUGUCAGCUUAAAAUGGUGUCUUGGUGUUGGUGACUUGGGAGUUGAGUUGCUUGCUCUCAAGUGUAAGGAUCUUCGUAGUUUGGAUCUGUCUUACUUGCCGAUCACGGAUAAGUGUUUGCCGUCGAUCUUUGAGUUAUCGUAUCUUGAGGAUUUGGUUCUAGAAGGAUGCUUUGGCAUCGACGAUGACAGCCUUGCAGCCUUCAGACAUGGCUGCAAGUCGCUUAAGAAGCUUGACAUAUCAAGUUGUCAGAACAUUGGUCAUAAUGGCUUGGCUUCCCUAACUAGUGGCGGAGUUUUAGAGCAACUCGUAUUGUCCCACGGUUCUCCUGUGACUGCUGCUCUUGCUGAUAGUUUGAAAAGGCUUACAAUGUUGAAAUCAAUCAAAUUAGAUGGUUGCUCAGUUACUUAUGCUGGACUCCAAGCGAUUGGAAACUGGUGUAUGUCGUUAAGGGAGCUGAGCUUGAGUAAAUGUCCUGGGGUAACAGAUGAGGGGCUCUCCUCACUUUUGACAAAACACAAAGAUCUGCGGAAGUUGGACAUAACAUGUUGCAGAAAGAUAACUUAUGCUUCCAUAGAACAUAUGACAGUAUCGUGCACGGCACUCACUUCUCUUAGGAUGGAGUCGUGCACCCUGGUUCCGAAAGAGGCAUUUGUCCUCAUAGGGCAGAGAUGCCGUUUUCUUGAAGAGAUUGACAUAACCGAUAAUGAAAUUGAUGAUGAAGGUUUGAUGUCGAUCUCCAGAUGUUCAGAACUCUCCAGCUUGAAACUAGGAAUUUGCCUAAACAUAACUGACGAGGGAGUUGCUCAUGUUGGCAUGUGCUGCUCGAAACUUGUAGGGCUUGAUCUGUACAGGUGCAUGGGAAUUUCAGAUUCUGGCAUUGCAGCUAUUACUCAUGGUUGUCCUGGACUUGAGAUGAUUAAUAUAGCCUACUGUAAAGAUAUUACAGACAGUUCACUAAUCUCCUUAUCGAAAUGCUCAAGGUUGAACACAGUAGAAAGUCGAGGAUGUCCUCUUAUCACAUCUUUGGGUCUAGCUGCAAUUGCUGUGGGAUGCAAGCAACUGGUCAAGGUGGACAUAAAGAAGUGUAUCAAUAUUGAUGAUGUUGGGAUGAUUUCUCUUGCUCACUUCUCUCAGAAACUUAGACAGAUUAAUUUGUCAUAUACUUCUGUUACGGAUGUGGGGCUGUUAUCACUUGCCAGCAUCAGCUGCCUGCAGAGGUUAAACGUCUUACACUUGAAGGGUUUGACUGCUAGUGGGCUUGCAGCCGCCUUUUUGGCAUGCAGAGGGCUAACAAAAGUGAAGCUCCAGACAACCUUCAAGUCAUUGCUUCCUCAAGGUCUUGUCGAACAUUUACAAGCACGUGGUUGUGUGAUUCAGUGGAGAGACAAAUUUUUCCGGGCUGAACUCGAUCCUCAGUGUUGGAAAUUACAGUUGGAAGAUGCCAUACCGUGAGUUUGUUCCACAUCCUUCAGGUUGGGUGAGAUGCAAACACUGUUUUAAGCUCCUCAAUGAGAUCCAGCUCUUUGCUUUACCUGAAAGAUGCGGCCUACAUAUAAUGAUAAUACUACGUAUGAGUUGGUAUCUUUCGGCUUCUUGUUUAGGGCUAUAGUUUUAUGUUCUCUUCCAUCAGAACCUCAAAACAUGUAUAAGAGAUCGUUUUUGGUGAAUGGAUUUGGUGAAAGUUGUGUUGUG